AUACAAUGUGUUGUCGUUUUUGUUGGCAUUUAUUAUAAUUAAUUCAUUAUAUAUUUUAUGUGACAUUUGUUUUACAAAAAUUUUUAAUUUAUUAAUUGUAUUAUUUUUGUUAUAAUUAAUAAUAAGUUGCAAUAAAUCUUACCAUAAUGUCUGUGGUCGAGACGAUAGCACUGGCGGCCACUAUAGUGACCGUCAUAUCAUUCAUCAGCGGUCUGUCCAUCUGCUUGAAUAUCUACCGCAAGGGAUCCACUCUUGACUUCUCUGCCAUACCAUUCAUUGCUGGCGUUUUGUGUUGCACACUUUGGCUAAGAUAUGGUUAUAUGCUUUCGGAUGAGACCAUGAUUUUUGUCAAUACGAUCGGCCUAUCGCUGCAAGUCUUGUAUCUGAUCUGGUUUUAUGCCUUCACCGGCAAACGUGGUCCACUCAAUAGACAAAUUGGUUACCUAUUAGUGAUAUUGGCGUCCGUGUCGAUAGUGGUCGAGUCCCGAUCGGAUCCCACGUAUUUGGCCGGUCUGUUAGCCUGUAUGGCAUCGUUGCUGUGCUGUUCGGCUCCGUUGGUCGGUGUGGGCGAAGUCCUGCGGACUAAGAGCUCCGAGAAGUUGCCAUUUGUGUUGAUAGCGUCAUCGUUUGUUGUGAGCCUAAUGUGGUUACUCUACGGUCUGGUGAUCAAUGACCAGUUCGUGUCGGUCACCAAUGGUAUCGCUGUCCUCAUCAGUACCGUCCAGUUGUCACUGUUUGUCAUUUACCCGACAAAAGCCAAAACACAG
This is a messenger RNA of Medioppia subpectinata, 767 nucleotides long. NCBI's taxonomy places the organism in Eukaryota, Metazoa, Arthropoda, Arachnida, Sarcoptiformes, Oppiidae. The record is from the annotation of a GenBank genome assembly.